UGUCUUCUCCAACAUCCCGGCUCCGUUUUCUCUCUACAUCCAUAUACCAAACGGGGCAAGCGGCCGACCAGAGAUCGAUGGAGUCCGUGCCGUCGUCAUCGCUGCUGCCGCGCGUGUGCGUGACCGGAGGCGGCGGGUUCAUCGCCUCGUGGCUCGUGAAGCUGCUCCUCUCCCGCGGCUACGCCGUGCACGCCACCGUCCGCGACCCAUGUGAUCCGAAGAACGCGUUCCUGAAGCAGCUGGACGGGGCUCCGGAGAACCUGCGCCUGUUCAAGGCUAACAUGCUCGACUACGACACGCUGACGGCCCCGUUCGCCGGGUGCGAAGGCGUCUUCCAUGUCGCCUCUCCGGUGCCCGAAGGCAAACUGGUUGAUCCAGAGAAAGAGAUGAUGACUCCAGCUAUAGAAGGCACCAGGAAUGUACUCAAGGCUUGCUCGGCUAUGAACGUCAAGAAAUUCAUUCAGGUGUCAUCUGUCGUCGCUGCUGUUUAUAACCCAGGCUGGCCUCAAGGUAAAGUAAGAGAUGAGAGCAGCUGGUCAGACAAAGAGUUCUGCAUGGAGAAUGAGAUCUGGUAUGCUCUUGCAAAGACCGAAGCAGAAGAGAUAGCCUUGGAAUACGGAAAGAAGAACGGAUUGCAAGUCAUCAGCCUUUGCCCUGGUGUUGUUUUUGGCCCACUCUUGCAGCACAUGGUGCUGAAUACUACCAGCAAGGUCCUUGUGUACAUCAUAAAAGGAGGUCCUGACACGAUGACCAACAAAUCAUGGCCCAUUGUUGAUGUUCGUGAUGUUGCUGAUGCGCUACUCCUGUUAUACAACAAGGCAGGGUCAUCUGAGAGAUACCUAUGCUCAUUAGACCUACUUGACAUGAAGGAUUUGCUUGAAAUCCUAAAGAACAUGUACCCUAAUUACAGUUAUGCAGACAAGAUCGUUGACGCGGAUUAUAGGAUUGAAAUGACCUCACAUAGGCUGAAGAAUCUAGGGUGGAAACCAAGGAAGCUGGAGGAGACACUUGCUGACAGCGUAGAAUCCUACGAAGAGGCAGGCUUCCUUCAGGUUUCGGAACCUUGCCGGCUUCCAUUCUUGUUCCUCGUGCCGACUGUCCAGGAAUAAACCAGGCAACACAGUUUCUACAUUCUGAUUGCAAAUAAGGACAGCACCAUAUGUUCCUUCUCCUGGGGUCCUGGCUCAUCUAUUCAGUUUAUCAUGAGCGUAGAUGUAAAUUAUAUUAUUUGUUGUAUGAUUCUUUUUGCUAAAUCCAUAAUUCUGUAUAUAUGUAAUGUGUUUCCACUUUCCACUUUUAUUUCCCAGUCAGUUACUCUCACUAGUGACAAACCGACCCUUCAUGCGUGGCAAUAUAUUCUAUCGGUUAAUAACAACAUAUCAGUCUCUCUCUAACUUUUG
Molecule: messenger RNA, 1400 nt
Organism: Lolium perenne
Lineage: Eukaryota; Viridiplantae; Streptophyta; Magnoliopsida; Poales; Poaceae
Product: cinnamoyl-CoA reductase 1
Molecular function (GO): oxidoreductase activity, acting on the CH-OH group of donors, NAD or NADP as acceptor
Source: RefSeq, a predicted model, not a curated record